CGUUAUAGUACAUUUUUCCCUGUGUAUGUUGACGCUAUGAUACAGUUUGUCCCUGUAUAUUGACGCUAUUUUGUCUUGUCUGUUGACGGUUUGGUAUAUUUUGUAAGUUGUUGCACGUUAUGUUAUUUUGUUGUAUAAUUCAACUUCAAAAAGUGGUCAGUGCUUUUUCAGAAAGAUAUUUUUAGUAUAAAAUCAUAUUUCCUCCCCCACCCUGAAAGUUCUAUCGCCUCCUUUAACAAUAUUAUGGACUACAUGUUAACUCCGGUCCCUGGUUCAACAAAUAGAUGACGCACGCUUAAGGAAGCAUUUUCACUGAUUUUAUAUUUAAAUUAUAUUCAAAAUCAAUUCAAAUAGCUGUUAUCACUUGAUCUGAAAGCUAUGACUCAAACAAAGUCAUCAUCCAUCAAAGAAUUAGAAUUAACACCUUCCACAAUUCAAUUACCUCACUAAACAUUCAUUUUCUAUAAGGAAAAAGAAAAAAAAUCAUCAAAGGAUUUUUAUGACAGAAAAUAUAAGUCUAAAAGUGUAUAUAUUCUUCCUCUUCACACAAGAUAAAUAUUUCGAUAUUUCGUGUUUGCCAUUGAGUGUUAUCUAAUUGGUAAAGCGAUAUAUCCAAAUAUUUCCGGAUAUUUACAAAGCAUUUACCAACGCCUCUUCUAACUUCAUUAUUUCAGCUUUACUAUUUGCUUAUGAUUUAAACGACACUUAAAGCCGUGCUCUUGAAUAGUUAAUCACGGUUUAAUCUUCUGAAAUCAAUUUCUUUAAGGGCGCUGUGAGCUACCAUUUUGACCGCUGGAGAGUUUUUCCGGAUAGUGAAAACCUGAUACCUAGUUAUCACUGUUCAAUUAGUUUGCACUUCGGAUACCAAACACGAAGAUGAUGAUGCAGAAUCUCUCUAGCGCCACCUACCCGCCUCCCCCACCGACGGGUUUUGGAUUCGGUGGACCACUUACCCCUCACUUUCCCGGCGGACACUUAUUUCACGGUCAUCUUCCAUCAUCAUUUAAUGCCGGAUUCCCUUCCUCUGUACAAGCAUUCACACUGGCGGAGAAACUAGCCGCGGAUAUACUCUUGGAGGCAAGAUAUGGCCAACACCGGAAGCAGAGACGAAGCAGGACCGCAUUUACAAACCAGCAGCUGGCCGCAUUGGAGAAAACAUUCUCAAAAACGCACUACCCGGAUGUAGUUAUGAGAGAACGCUUGGCUAUGAUGACUAGUCUACCGGAAGCUAGAAUACAGGUCUGGUUUAAAAACCGAAGAGCCAAAUUCCGAAAGAAGCAGAAGGCGACGAAGGCGAAACCAUCGGCGGAAACUAAGAUUGGGGCGAAGUCAAAUACAACCGGAAGUAAGGAUGGGACAGCAAGCCUUGAAAAACAAGAGGAGACAAACAUUACUGAAAAUGAGUCUGGGACUUCUGUACACAAACCCCAAACAGAGUCCGACGAUUCCUCUGAGGGAAUUGAUGGCCCGAGCGACACCAGGAAUGACGAAGACUGUGAGAGAUGCGAUAGUCCACCAGAAUACCUACCAGACAAAAUAGAUAUUCCAUACCGCCGUCCUCCAACAGAACAUCCCACUAGUAAUAUCUUACCAAACAUCAGCGUAUUUCACUGGCAAAACCAACAGCUCUCUGGAGCGGUUCUUCACAAGCAUGCGCAAAUGCAACUUCAACAACAAACUGCGAACAUGCUUAAUAUGACGUCACGUUACCCUGGAUUCAAUCCUGGCUAUCCCAUCAAUCAUCCUGCAUUGUUACCCCCUCCGUCAAUGCGGUACGAUCGUGGUUUGAUGCCGUUCGCUGUAAAAGACAAUGCUUUGAAUACAAGCUUAGAUAGUCUCCGGUUCAGAGCCAAGAACUACUCUCAUCCUAUAGGGUAUAUAGAAAACCUAUGAAAAGUUAAUAAAUAGAUUGAUUCUGAUUGUACAAGUAUCUCAUUUAAGCAUUGAUGUCAUUUUUUUUUUAGUUUCACUGGGGUAUGAUUUUUUUUUCUUUUUCCCAAACUGUAUGAAUCCUCAUAGCGGAUUCUUACAAAAGUUUGCAAAGAAUUUUUUUCAUACCCCUAUGAAACUUAAAAAUAAUUGACAUCAACACUUAUUUAAUUGAUUUUCAAAAUGAAAUUAUGUUUUAUGUACAUUUGAACUGAUCUUAUAAGGGAUUUUUUUCACAAACCAAUACGCAAUGUCAAUGGCCGUAUGGUGACGUCACAUAUUCGGAUUUUUUUUUCAUAAAGGCAUGAAAAAAAAAACCUCAACCAAUCAAAAAGCCACAUUCUGCGUACACAAACAGGACAAUUAAUUAUACAUAUUUAUCAAAGUUUUGGUAAUGUUAUAAGAUUAAAUAUAUGUGCAUUCAAAUGCAAAUAGAUCUAUUGUUAUUUAUAUGUUUGAGCGAAAGUGAUACAUGUAUGACGCGUUGGCAAUCUUAGGACAAAUUGAGCAUGUGCAAGAUAAUGCAAUACAAUUAACAAUAGUAUUACAAUUGUAAUAUGUCUGUUUCAGUAACAUUGUUGACACAAUAAAGCUUUUCCGGAAGAA
Pecten maximus is the source of this 2535-nucleotide messenger RNA. RefSeq names its product diencephalon/mesencephalon homeobox protein 1-A-like. Gene Ontology annotation, molecular function: RNA polymerase II transcription regulatory region sequence-specific DNA binding; DNA-binding transcription factor activity, RNA polymerase II-specific. The transcript is spliced from 6 exons. Gene Ontology annotation, biological process: regulation of transcription by RNA polymerase II. The record is from RefSeq and is a predicted model, not a curated record. Lineage: Eukaryota; Metazoa; Mollusca; Bivalvia; Pectinida; Pectinidae. The coding region runs from base 877 to 1893 and encodes 338 amino acids.